AUGAUUGAUAGGACAUGUGCUCACUGGAUACCAACAUAUGCAUGUGGUGAUGGACACUGCGCGUGUACCACAACAUGUGCGGACUGCAAAGGGAAGAAAUUGACCUUUAUACCAAGAAUUGAUGCGGGUAUAACAUCACUAGAUAUCUCAAGAAAUGUCUUCACAGCCUUAUCACAUGCUUCAUUUGUUAAUGUAACAACGCGGAAUAUAAUAAUCUUGAAGAUCCGUGACUGUAAAAUCCAACAUCUGGCAGCGGACACAUUCGAAGGAUUCACAAAUCUCACAAAACUGUGGAUGGAUGACAACCCAGUUUCUAUUAUCUCUUUGAUUCCUGCUUUGACUACUUCAGAGUUCCCGCGUAUAUCUUUAUUAAAUGCGAGCCGUCUGAAUAUCACUGACAUGAUAUUCAUCCAUUAUAUGAAGGCAGAUCGAUUAGAGCAUAUUUAUCUUCGUCAUAACAAAAUUAGUGUUUACAACCACUCUGUAUUUUCGAACAAAAGACAUAUAGCAACAGUGUACGUUAAAUAUAAUCGCAUUAGUCAACUUACAUUUGUUACGUCCAUGUCAUUUCAAAGGUUUCGUAUCUCCGAAAAUAUGAUUACAGCAUGCCCUACAUUUUGUGAAAACGACGGUGAUACUCCAAUCUUUCCAAACUUAAGGUAUUUGGAUCUUGGUUACAACAAUUUGCAUGAUAUCAGUUAUCUUUUCAAAUGUCUGCCCAAAUUGGAAACACUUUAUCUAAAUGGAAAUCCGAUAGUACAUGUGUUCAGCAAUACUUUUGUUAAACUCCCUAAUUUAACUAUACUCUCGAUGAGAUCUCUGCCAUCGAAACCAGACAUUGAAUCCUAUGCGUUCAAUAACAGUCAUCUGAGAGAAUUAUAUCUCACUAACAGUCAUUUAUCUUUUGAUACACAUGUCCAUGAAGAUGCUUUAAGGGGCAUAAACCUACAUAUCCUUGAUGUAACGGCAAACAGAUUUAGGGAUGUGACAGAAGAUCAAAUGCUAAAUUUCUUUGGACACUUAAAAUACGUACAGAAUUUUGGUAUGGGUUCUUGUCAACUUCAAAACAUUCCUCGGUUCCUUUAUAGACUGAAAUAUUUGGAGAGUAUUUCUUUGUACAGUAAUAUAAUUUCAAACAUUCCAGAAGGUAGAUUUUCCAAUCUGACCCACCUGAAAAAAUUAUGGCUGGACCAAAAUAAGAUAGCUUCUAUCACUGAACAUGCCAUACCAAGAAACAUACGAGAACAAUUAUCUAUCAUUAAUCUAGCAGACAAUCCUUUCACCUGUGAUUGUAAUCUGAGGUGGUUUAUCGACUGGGUACAAAGAAACAGCUCCUUAUUUAAGCAGUACCCAAGACGAUAUGUAUGCAGCAGCCCUAACACUAAGAGACACAUAAUGCUAAAGGAUAUUCAUUUCAGUCCGAAUGCUUGUUACCUUAUGUUAAAUACUACCAUAACUGUGUUAGUAACCCUCUCAGUAAUCAUAUUUGUUGUAUGCUUAAUAUCCUUCCUGUAUAAGCUUCGGUGGCGUAUUCGUCAUCUAAUUUACAUGAAAUACUACCGCUCAAAACGACAAAGGAAUCCAGCAAAUAUCCAAGACUAUACAUUCGAUGCCUACGUAAUUCUCAGUGAUGAGGAUGAAGACUGGGUGGUGGACGAAAUGAUCCCCAAACUGGAGGAACAGCAUCAGCUGAAGCUGUGUAUUCCCUACAGAAAUUUCUGUUCAGGCUACAUCCUUGACAACAUCGACUCAGCCAUACAGACAAGCCGCCACAUCAUCGUCGUCCUGUCCCCCUCCUUUGCUGAUAGCGACUGGUGCCAAGCAAGUUUGACGAUGGCUCAGACCUUCGUCCUGGAUACUAGAGCUAACCCUCUCAUUACAGUGCUACUGGGAGAGCCAGACGCCCGUAAUUUGAGUCACUCCCUACACAAGCUACACCGCGACACGGCCCACAUCACAUGGGGGGAGGAGGACGAUGCAAGAGAGACAUUUUGGGGACGACUCGUGGCAGUUCUCAAAAUUAAUGAGAAUCAGUGCGCAUGCGUUCCGUUGAGGGGUUUGAGGCUUCACUCGACGAAAUAUAAAUCGUAUUCGACAAAAAGCAUGAAGUAGCCACUAUAUAUACAUCGCAUAAUAUCUAUAUUACUUCUUACAUUGUCGCAUUAGUUUCAUGAUCUUAUGUCAAUCUCUUUUCCUUAU
This is a messenger RNA of Haliotis rufescens (red abalone), 2199 nucleotides long. RefSeq names its product toll-like receptor 3. The record is from RefSeq and is a predicted model, not a curated record. The transcript has 2 exons. Gene Ontology annotation, molecular function: transmembrane signaling receptor activity; protein binding. Bases 1 to 2112 code for a protein of 703 amino acids. Gene Ontology annotation, biological process: toll-like receptor signaling pathway; immune response. Gene Ontology annotation, cellular component: membrane. Lineage: Eukaryota; Metazoa; Mollusca; Gastropoda; Lepetellida; Haliotidae.